This is a messenger RNA of Zonotrichia leucophrys gambelii, 1147 nucleotides long. RefSeq names its product PSMC3 interacting protein (gene PSMC3IP). Gene Ontology annotation, molecular function: recombinase activator activity; double-stranded DNA binding. NCBI's taxonomy places the organism in Eukaryota, Metazoa, Chordata, Aves, Passeriformes, Passerellidae. Gene Ontology annotation, cellular component: DNA recombinase auxiliary factor complex; condensed nuclear chromosome. Bases 97 to 756 code for a protein of 219 amino acids. The transcript has 8 exons. The record is from RefSeq and is a predicted model, not a curated record. Gene Ontology annotation, biological process: meiotic joint molecule formation; homologous chromosome pairing at meiosis; meiotic strand invasion involved in reciprocal meiotic recombination.
CAUCACGGCCUGCCCCGCGAUUGGCGGGGAGCGGGCGGCGCGCCGGAAGUGCGUGCACGGCGCCAACCAGGAACGGAGCGGGGCUGCAGGCGCGCGAUGAGCAAAGGGCGGGAGGCCGCGGCCGGCGGAGGCGCCGCCGCCGUGCUGCUGCGGUACCUGCGGGAGCAGAACCGGCCGUACAGCGCCCAGGAUGCCUUCGGGAACCUGCAGCGGGAGCACGGGCUGGGCAAGGCGGCCGUGGUGAAGGCGCUGGAGCAGCUGGCGCAGCAGGGCCGCGUUCGCGAGAAGGUCUACGGCAAGCAGAAGAUUUACUUCGCCGAUCAGGAGCAGCUCCCGGCCGCCAGCGAUGCGGAGCUCCGCGGGCUGGACGGGGAGAUUGCGGCCCGCUCCGGGCAGCUGCAAGCGCUGCAGCAGAGCUGCCGGCACAUGGAGGCGGAGCUGAAGGACUUGAACAGCUCCAUGACAACCCCUGAGAUUGCCAAGGAGAUCGAGGCGCUGAGGAAGGACUGUGCCAGUUACACGGAGAAACUGGAGAGGAUUAAAACUGCUACCAACCAUGUGACUCCGGAGGAGAAAGAGAAGGUGUGCCGGGAGCAGCAGCUGUACCGCCGGGAGUGGCGCCGGAGGAAGAGGAUGGCCACCGAGCUGCUGGAUGCCAUCCUGGAGGGCUAUCCCAAGAGCAAGAAGCAAUUCUUUGAGGAGGUUGGGAUAGAGACAGACGAGGACCACGGCGUGGAGCUGCCAGCGGCCACGUGAGGUGCUGGGGGAGCCUUUGUUCUGGGGAGAAGCUGCUGCAGAGCUGCCUCUGAAACUCGGCUGUUGGGUUGUUCUUUUUCUCUUUUUGCAGGACUGGGAUUUGUCCAGUGUAUUUAUUUGGUUUUGUUUUAAAAUGUUUUGCAGUUGGAAGGGUGGUGGGUAGCAGUAACUUAGGCACUGGCUCUCUCCUUGCAGUGGAAUGUUGUUUUUUCCUGCCCCCAGUGUGGCUGGGGGGACACAUGGGGCACUGGUGCUGUGUCCUGGUGUUCUGGUAAGGAGAAGCAGCGAGGGACUGUCUGGGCUCCAGAGCUCUGUGUGUGUUCCUGCUGCGUGCCUGAGUGGUGACAUGACAAUAUGAUGCAUUAAACUCCAGGAUUUUGGUUCAGCUGCA